GCCAACAUGGCAAAUGAUCUAUCCAGAAAAUGGAUAAAUUGGACAUUUUGGGUACCAUUUUGAAAGCAUUUGAUGAAAGAUUCAAAGAUUAUGGUGAGAUCAGGGCACUUUCCUGCAAGUGCUAGCUUACUUAAUUAAAAAAAACAUUUUUUAAUCCCAAGUGAGAAAACCUCUUUUUAGAUUCUUUGAUGGGGGACUCUUGUUUACUCUAUUUAGGUUGUUUUUCAUAUCAUAAUUGAAGAAAUACCCUUUUUAGGUCUGAGAUUUCUGAUAAUUUGAUAAAUAUGUAGUGUCUGUAGGUUGUUGAAGACAAGUAUGUUACAGAAGAUAAGUAGCCACACUAAACUAGAUAAAUUAGGAAUAUAAGAUUAGAGUGAUAGUUGGAGACAAUAUUGUCAAUGGCGGAUAGCAAUCCAUGGCGGGGAGCCAAAAUCCUACCAUGCUGGCUGCUUUGCAGCUCUGUUAUAGCGGAUUAUGAUGGAAAAGCCCGCAAUAUUGACAUAUAUUUACAUUGCAGUGAGCCCCAAAACUGCCAUGUAUAUCCACCAUAGCGCCGCCAUGGCGGAUAUUUUAUAACACUGGUUAGAGAUACACCUAGUGUGGAAAAAUUUAAAGUAUCUCGCCUUAUGUGGCUUGAACAUGAACGUAUAUGGGGAAGGUAAUCAUCAGUAAGGAGUUACCUUAGAUAGACUAUGGUGCCGUAGCUUUAAGUAAAAGAAGAUCAAAGAAAACUAUUAGCCUGCCAAACUAUUAAGAUGGAUUUGUAUUUAAUGUCCUUUCUGUACACAUGAUCCAUCUGCCCGUCUCUGUCUAGUAGGAAAGCCUUUGAGUCUGAAUAUUUUCCUCCGUAUGUAGUUUACAGGCGCUGAUUAAAUUCGUCUGUCAGUAGAUUCAUAGAAAUAUCAGAGUGCUCUGGCGUGAUAAACUUCUGAUUCUGAAGUAAAAUUGUUUGAGUAGUUUGGACAACUAUGAGACUGACUGAGUGUCAGGUCACUUUUUAUAAGGAAUUGAAUUCUCGAAAGAUAAGAGACAUCUUUUGGAGUGAGCGAGCAAGUUACAUGCUUGAAAACAGUUUAUUGAAGGUUCUGUUUGUGUUUCGAAAAUGGCAAAAGGAAGCAGAGGACGAUACAGGGUUGCUUCGCGUCAGUACAGGCUGACUCCAUACCCACUGGCUCGAUGCAAAAGGGGUAUCUGUGAGGAAAUGUGCCAAAAGAAAUGCUCUAAAGCAUUGGAUAAGAAAGAGUGUGAAGAUGUAACAUGUUCUGUGUGCAUGGAAUAUCCACACAAUGCCGUUCUUCUUCUCUGUUCUUCUCAUGACAAGGGCUGCCGUCCCUAUAUGUGCGGAACUAGCCUUCGUCAUUCCAACUGCCUUGAUCAGUACAAGAAAGCUUACACCAAAGUAAUUUCAGCACGUAAUGGACAGAACGUCCUGGGCAGUCCAUUUGUGCGCCAUGAUUUGAACUUAACUGAUGAGAAGAAUGAAGUUACUGAACUUGCUUGCCCCUUAUGUAGGGGUCAGGUUAAAGGUUGGACCGUUGUGGAACCUGUGCGUGACUAUCUCAACGAAAAGCAAAGAAGCUGCAUGCAGGAAGACUGCUCGUUUGUCGGGAGCUAUAAGGAGUUGAAGAAGCAUGUGCGGGCAGAACAUCCUUUGGCACGUCCACGGACAGUAGAUCCUGAUGAUGAGCAAAAAUGGAGAUGGCUUGAGUGGGAGCGUGAACGUGAAGAUGUUAUCAGCACAGUGACAUCAGCCAUGCCCGGGGCAGUGGUUUUUGGAGAUUAUGUUAUAGAAGGUCGCCAUAAUAAUGACUUCGAUUCAGAUGACGAAGAGGGUGCUCUUGCAGCGGGUAAUGGAGAUAGAAAUGGUAGAUUUCAGAUGGGUAUGGAGGCUAUGAAUUUCUUCCUCCUGUUACACGCAGUUCGGCAGGGGAAUGAUAUUAACAGCAUAAGUAGACGUCUGAGGCCUGAGCUGGCCCCUAACAGGUUAGCCGAUCAGAACGAGGACAAUGAGCUGGGUGUCAUACUGGAUGUCUCGGAUGACGACAAUGAUGAUGGAAGCUACAAUGAAGGCAAUGAUGAUGGUGUAUCCCUGGUUAGUCGGCUUCGCCGGCAGGGUGGUGGCAGAGUUCUGUUGAACCGUUCAGGCAGGAGGCGCAGGCGUAGGGAAGCACAUGCAACAAUGGAAGGAAGUUGAUGAUCAUGCGCAGGAGGUUGGAAAGGGGCAAGUUUCUUAGGUAUAUAUUAGUUCAGAAAAUUCAGCAUAGCCAUUAGUGGUGGCUUAAAUAACUAUUUGAAGGGUUUUUCAUUCUCAAGAAGAAAGAAAAAUCAAAAGAUGGGCAUUUUUAUUUGUUGUAAUUUGUCUUUCAUGUACAUGUACAUUCCUUACCUUCCUCCUAUAGUCUUAUUGCUUUUGCACAUUAUAAUGUGAAUUUCACUUAUGUAAACAUUUGAUUGUAUGAAAAUCUUCGGCAAAAAUUUGAUUGCCCUGAAAGGUUCUCAGGAUUGAGAAGUUGCAAAUUUA
Vicia villosa (hairy vetch) is the source of this 2521-nucleotide messenger RNA. RefSeq lists its product as uncharacterized. Bases 1103 to 2194 code for a protein of 363 amino acids. The transcript is spliced from 2 exons. NCBI's taxonomy places the organism in Eukaryota, Viridiplantae, Streptophyta, Magnoliopsida, Fabales, Fabaceae. The record is from RefSeq and is a predicted model, not a curated record.